CUUUACCCUUAGUAUUGGGGAUGCCCAGUCGAUUCCGUAGGUCCGCCCAAUUAAAAGGUCCAAGCAAAAUUUCGGCGCGUCAGAGGGCUCGCGUUUCUUCUUCAGCAAGAAUUCCACUUCUGGUUCAGUGUAAAACUGUUGAUUAACCGAGAAUUGCAGCGCCAAAACGACUGCAGAAUUGCAUUAAUGGAGUUUUAUCUCGAAGAUGGAAAACAAUUAUCUCCUACCUCAUCUACUCUAAUUCUGCCGGCUCUAUCGAUCGGAAAUGUAGGACAGUUAGCUGUAGAUCUGUUAAUUUCGUCUCUAGAAGCGGAAAAAAUCGGCUGUUUAGACGAUCAGAAUGUGCUUCCUUGCGUUGGCAAUGAUGCUUAUUCGCCGUCGCCUCUCGGAAAACUAGUUCUUUCUCUCGAAGCUUAUGAAUCAUCUUCCAGUGCAUUGACACUUGUGCAGCAGCGGUCUCCGGUAAUUAAGGGCAUGAUGGUGGCAUAUGCUAAGAACAUAGCAAAUUUCGCAGCUGCUAAUGGAAAGAAGCAUGUCGUCAUACUUUCCAGCUUAGAUUUUGGGCGAUGGAGGAAUAUUGAUAUGUCAAGUGGUUUGCAGAUCUAUUACUUAUCUAGUUCCAAUUUGGAUGGAACUGAUACUGCAUGUGAAAGCCUUGGGUGGAAAAGAUUGCAAGAUUAUGAUCCUGCCCUGAGAACGUGGAAGUAUCUUGAUACAUUAGCUCAAGAAGUGCUCGUACCUGAAGAAGAUUCUCCUUUGGAGGAACUGGGUGAUGAAGAUUACUAUCCAAGUUUGCCUUUUGCUGCACUCUUUUCAUGCUUUAAGGCUAAAGGGUUAAAGGUUACUUGCUUGUUCUGUUACUGCUCGGAGGGAGACAAUAUACCUGAAGCUUUCUCAAUGGCUGAGGCAGCAAGCAAACUUGUUGGAUUGAAUGACUUUGUGGGCGAUGACAGUGGUGCUGGUAAAUGGAUCACACCGUACUCAUGGCAGAGCGUAUACGGACCCCCAGCAGACAUGACUCUUUUCUAGGCAGUGUCUCAAUGUAUUUACCUUUUCUGUCUUGUUACUGACAAUGGAGGUCUCAACUUCUAUCGAAAUUUGACGAAUGAAAUCGCGCAGCCUCCAUUUAAAUUUUGGACAUGUUAGCUAAAACAAGCUCCUAUAUAGAUUUUCGAUCUAAA
Salvia miltiorrhiza (redroot sage) is the source of this 1181-nucleotide messenger RNA. RefSeq lists its product as uncharacterized. The transcript is spliced from 7 exons. The coding region runs from base 187 to 1029 and encodes 280 amino acids. Gene Ontology annotation, cellular component: nucleus; cytosol. Lineage: Eukaryota; Viridiplantae; Streptophyta; Magnoliopsida; Lamiales; Lamiaceae. The record is from RefSeq and is a predicted model, not a curated record. Gene Ontology annotation, biological process: proteasome assembly.